Psylliodes chrysocephalus is the source of this 1655-nucleotide messenger RNA. Lineage: Eukaryota; Metazoa; Arthropoda; Insecta; Coleoptera; Chrysomelidae. The record is from the annotation of a GenBank genome assembly.
AUUUUAACCUAGCUUUAUUUGACAUAUUUUUAUGUCUGCUUUUGCUCUUUAUAUGUUUACAAAUAAUGAAAUAAUAGCAAAUUUAUAGAAAAAUAAAAAGUAAAAAGAGCAAAUUAGCAAUAGCAAAACCUGAGCACAACAUAAAUAUCAUUUUGUGGAUAUGAUUAUUGUAUUUGGUAUUAUUAGUUAUCUCAAGUCUCAAAAUAAAUUCCCAUAACUGUAAGUAAAAUCAUAUAAAAAUGGAAACCGAUUCGGAUAUUACAUAUUAUAAUGAAAUUUCUCUAAUGAUGUUUGGGUUUGGAGAUAGCCAUAAACCAAAUCCAGAAACAGUUCGUCUUGUAGAAAGUAUUGUAUUGAAACAACUCAGAACUAUAGUGCAAGAGGCACUUAAAUAUUCUGAUGGAAAAAAUCUUAAAGGUGAAGAAUUAAUUUUUCUCAUGCGCCACAAUAAACAAAAAAUGAGACGGUUUGUGAAAUAUUUAAUAAACAAACACAACAAAUUGAAAAUACAAGUGGAUUUUACCGAAAUAAACCUAGACGUAAAGCCAAAAUCAGACCUUUUAGAAUUCAUUGAAAGAAUUGAUGAAACUGAAGAAUUUACGGAUUUAACAGAGUUUGAUGAAGUUAAAUAUGAGCGACAAUUGCGAGCAGAUAGAAUAUCACAAGCAUUAGAUGAAAAAAAGUAUCUCGACUUUUGUAAGGCUCGCUGUGCUUCAUUUUUAAGCAAAGAUACCACCUACAGGAGUUUGGUAAAAUUAAGGUUAUGGAUUGAUCCAAAAAAAGAGAUUAACUUCAAAGAUGAUGCUUUAGAUGUGAUAGCUUAUUAUGCUUAUGAAACUGUAGCAGAGAUUACUGAUUAUGCUUUACUUGUGAGAAUGGAUUCCAAAAGUGGAACAGAUCCAUUAAAACAUCUAACAGGUUCUUAUUACACAUCAACCAUGUUUAAUGGAAGACAUAAAUUUGAGGAACCCAAUCCAGAUUACAGUAAGGUAUACAUGAGUCAACCACCUAUAAGUGUAAAUGAAAUAAAAGAAGUUAUGAGAAGAGUGUGCACUCCUCAAGCGGGAAGGAUACAUUUUGGAGGAAAAUUACCAGAGACUCAGUAUUUAUUUGCUCUUUAAUUGACAAAAAUUAAUGUAAAUAUCUUUAAUAAUCUUAGGUAUAUAACUAAAAAUUUAAUAAUAAAAACUUUUUCUUUAAAUUCAAUUUUUUUUUCUAAUACAGUUAAUUCUGCUUUGUCAGACAAUUUGAGGUUUUGUUAUGUCCACCAGUAUGCCUGCCUAUCAGGACUACUUAAAAGAAAUCCAAUGUAUUUGUCAUACAUCUGCCUGAUUAUAGAGUCACUGACAUUGGCACUUUAUACAAGACAUUGGUUAAUACUAAUAGGAAUCUGUUAGAUGACAUUGAUAGUAUUUAAUUACUUUUAUAGGAAAAUAUAUGAUUUAAUUGGUAGAUAUGUGCCGAAAUAUCAAAUUUCAAAUCAUCCGCCAUGGUUCACAUGCAGCUUUAUUACAAAAAUUAAAACUAAACGUGUCAGGAAAUCUGAGAUAACUCUAAAUUAAAUAAUUUCAAACAUCUUUAAAAGAGAAAAGGAAUGCAAUAGAAUUCUGAAGGUUUACAAAAAAUAAACAGUUCAAUUUUAUAUACAAUAUACA